Messenger RNA from Myiozetetes cayanensis, 2975 nucleotides. It is a transcript of the gene NSUN3, whose product is annotated as NOP2/Sun RNA methyltransferase 3. Gene Ontology annotation, molecular function: methyltransferase activity. The coding region runs from base 1700 to 2830 and encodes 376 amino acids. Gene Ontology annotation, cellular component: mitochondrial large ribosomal subunit. Gene Ontology annotation, biological process: rRNA methylation. NCBI's taxonomy places the organism in Eukaryota, Metazoa, Chordata, Aves, Passeriformes, Tyrannidae. The transcript has 7 exons. The record is from RefSeq and is a predicted model, not a curated record.
CCAUUAUUGCUGAGGCUGUCCUGGCACUGAAGCUUCCACAGAAUCUUGCCCUCUCUGAGGUGUGGGAAUGCAGCAGCACAAGGGCAGUUCUUGGGCAUCAUCUCCAGGCUCUGCAGCCCAAGGAACGAGCAUAAAUCAUUCCCAUGUCCCUCCAAUAGUUAAAGGACUCUUUUUCUGUUACCAGAAAGUCCUAAUUGUUUUGGUUUGUUGUUUGUUUGUUGGUUUUUUUUUUUAACCUCUCCACAUUAGAGACUUAAUUUUUGUAAAAAAUAGAAGCAUUUUUGUUGUUUGUUUGGAAAGAUGCUGCAGUUGUCCUUGCCCAGCCCCCCUUAAAGCAGCUGUGAUUUGGCAGUGACAAGCAUUUAUUUCUGUUUCCUUCCUGGGAAGUGUUCAGACCUCCUGUCCCCCAGCUGAGGGGUAACCCUGGAAGCAGCACAAGGCAUCAGAGUCUUUCUGCACUGCUUGCUUUGGGUUUUCUGGUUCAGCUCUUGGGGUUCUGGGCAUUCUCCCAGCCAUGGAUCUUUCAGGUAGCAGAAGUGGUGACUGCCCUGUUGUCCUGGUUAGUUAUUGGUAUGAAUCAACCUCUGAAACAUCCCUGCACAUCAUUUUAAUUAUGAAACAGGAGAGGGUUUAUUAAAAAAGUCAAAUUUAUGUUCAUUCUAUAAAUGUCUCCAUGAAUGAGUUCCACAUGAAGAGCUUUUUGUGCUCAACGGGAUCAGUUUUAAAAUCGUGUGUGCGUCAUCGCUUUCAAAUAUUCCUUUUGUCCCAGUGUUUGAAAGAAAUACUUUAUAGUUCAAGAAGUGUGAAAGUUUGGGGUUUUUUUCAGAGAACAGGGAGAUAUCUGAAGACAGCUGGUGCAACCUGAGGCAGAUGAAGGAACACUCUCUGCUUUUCCAGGCUUUUUGUGUGUUGGAGAGGAAGCUCAAGCUGAGGUCAUGUUAAACAGUAAUUUCUUUGCUGUCACCUUCCUCCAAAGUUCCAGGCAUGAAGGGGUCACCUCUUCUGGUGCAGCUCCAGUGAAGUCAAGAGGUAUCUAUUUUGUACCAGAGCUGUGGGAGUUGAGUUGAAUUUCACUGAUUCUUCACUGUUUCUUCCUCAGAGUGAGAGAUAUUUGUUACCAUUUCAGUCACAGACUGUAGUGAUGGGUGGCUUAAAACACGAUUUAUGUGUCAUCCAUCAUUCACAAAAGAGUGGAGGCUGCACAGACCACUUGGGUUUAGAAGUAACUCCCCCAUUGUGUUCAGAAGGGCAAGAAUAAAUCUGUCACUGUCCAAUUGCUUCCUCUAGAGAUGCCAGGAUUGUUCAGACUUUGUAUCUCACAGCACGUCCCUGCUUCCACAAAUAGAAAUAAUUUGCUUAAGCCCUUUCUUUCUGAAUCCUUUAUUCUUCAGCUCACUGUCUGUGCUGGUUUUCAUGAAGUCCUAAUCAGAUAUAUCAGUCUCUCCCUAGACUGCCUUUUUACUAUUCCAUAUUUGUACUUGUGUUACGUGGGGUUUGGUUGGUUGGGUUUUGGUUGGUUGGUUUUUUUUUUACCUCCCCCAAGACUCCAGCGAUAUUUUCUAGUUAAGGGUUUAAUUCUUUAAUUUUCAGGAUUUCUCAAAUGUUAUUUCUCUGAAAAAGAAAUAGAAAUUGCUCUGUCAAAUGCACUGUGAUGCAGCAGUGAUGAGCACAGCCAUUGCAAAACAGUAUCUGCUCCAAAAUGUGGAGUAAAAGGACAGGCCAAAGCCCUGAAUUCAGCCCAGCUGUGCCCAAUGCCUCGGGGUGUGAGCAGCCAAAGGCAAGAGGCUCCAGCCCCGCCGGCCGUGCUGGGGGCUCCUGGUCCUGCCCGUGGGGUGGGCUGGAAAAUGAAACAAAAGGGAAGCUUCAGAAGCAGAUUUGUCGAGUUGUUCUGGAUCACUUUGAGAAGCAGUACACGGCAGAACUGGGAAAUGCCUGGAGCAGUGUCAGAGAUGUCCUCACAGAUCCCCUGUGCUGGCAGCACUCGGUUCUGCUGAACAGGUUCAGCCCGUGCCCUGAGCUGGAGAGCAGGCUGUGUGUGCAGGGCUAUCACCCUGCCUUCCAAGGAGCUCUGCCCUACCUUCCAGCAGCGUUGAAGUGCUACCUCAGGAGAACUCCUGGGAGAUUCCCUGCUCCCAAACACCAGGCUGGCAGACUGAAGGAGUGUUACCUGCUGAACGCGGCUUCGCUGCUGCCCGUGCUGGCCUUGCAAGUGAAGGAUGGGGAGAAGGUUUUGGAUCUCUGUGCUGCUCCAGGGGGGAAAUCAGUGGCUAUCCUGCAGUGUGCCUGUCCAGGUUGGUUGCACUGCAAUGAAUUUGAUGAUUUGAGGGCAAGAUGGUUGGAAGAGACCAUAGAAUCCUUCAUCCCACAGCCUUUGAUUGACUCGAUAACGGUGUCUAAACUGGAUGGCAGGCACAUUGGAGAUCUUAAGCAUGAAUUAUAUGACAAGGUACUGGUUGAUACUCCUUGUUCAAAUGACAGAAGUUGGCUUUUCUCUUCUGAUACUCAUCAAGCUACACUCAGGCUGCUCCAGAGGAAGGAAUUAUCAUCUCUACAAUUCCAGCUCCUGAGGUCUGCUGUCCAAGCCCUGCGUCCUGGUGGCUGCUUGGUGUAUUCCACGUGCACUCUGUCCAGGGCAGAAAACAGUGCUGUGAUCAACCUGGCCCUGAGCUCCUGCAGCGAUCUUGUGCCUGUGGAUAUCAGUGAGAUGGGCAGGGCUGUCUCUCAGGAAUUCACUUUUCUGGCUGGUUUGCAGCAGCACGAGCUUCUGGUCCUUCCAGAGAGAGGGAGAGCCUGGGGGCCGAUGUACGUGGCUAAAUUAAAGAAAAUCUAGUCCAGCUGCUGCCUGUGGGCUCUUUGUGAGGAAGAGAUGAUAAAUUAAUCCUGAUUUAUGAUACAGGACGUGUAUUGGAACAUGUCCAGGGGAACUGAAUUUAGAGCAUUGCUGCCUAAUAAAAAGGAAGCUGGAUAUUUAACUU